Soboliphyme baturini is the source of this 315-nucleotide messenger RNA. NCBI's taxonomy places the organism in Eukaryota, Metazoa, Nematoda, Enoplea, Dioctophymatida, Soboliphymatidae. The record is from the annotation of a GenBank genome assembly.
AUGGGUCUCGAGUUCAUGGCCGUGCAGCAAAGGGCGGCCGACAUCCUUCGUCAGGGCAUAUACUUGCAGCGAAACAAGCUACGAAGCCUCCUGGCGCUUUCGCUGUUUACGGUUUACCUCAUCGUGGGCGCAUCGAUUUACUCCGCCAUUGAAACGCCCGACGAGCAGCGCUACUUGGACCGCAUGAGGAAGUAUUUGGAUCAGUUCACCGAGGAACACAAGCAGUGUUUAUCAGGGAAAGCUGCAGAUCCUCAGACUCGAGAACGUGGUUUGCACAUGGAACAUUUCGACCUGCACCGCCAACACAAAAUGUAG